Molecule: messenger RNA, 1626 nt
Organism: Notolabrus celidotus (New Zealand spotty)
Lineage: Eukaryota; Metazoa; Chordata; Actinopteri; Labriformes; Labridae
Gene: hmg20b
Product: high mobility group 20B
Exons: 9
Coding region: 155-1036 (293 amino acids)
Biological process (GO): regulation of gene expression
Cellular component (GO): nucleus
Source: RefSeq, a predicted model, not a curated record
UUGUCUAUAAAAGUAGAAUAAUUACAUAAAACUGAAACUUCCCCUUCAGGAAUAAACAUUAUUAUACACACGGACAGAUAUACUCCUCCAUGUCAUUGUGUCGCUUUGAAUAAUUCAUGUGUAUUGUCUUUUGACUGUUACACGGAAGGAGAGCAUGGGAGGGAUCAAACAAGAGCAGGGGGAUUCUUCCCAGCAGCCCAAACCUUCACACUCAGCAGAUCCACCACAAGAGGAGCCAAAAAAGAGAGGCUGGCCUAAAGGAAAGAAACGAAAGAAGGUGCUUCCAAAUGGUCCCAAAGCACCGGUCACUGGAUAUGUGAGAUUCCUGAAUGAACGGCGAGAACGUAUGCGAGCCCAAUACCCAGAGUUACCUUUCCCAGAAAUCACCAAGAGGCUGGGAGCAGAGUGGACUCGACUGGCCCUGAAUGACAAACAGCGCUACCUGGACGAGGCAGAGCGGGAGAAGAUGCAGUAUGCUCAGGAACUAAAGGAAUACCAGCAGACUGAGGCCUAUCAGAUCACAAGUGCUAAAAUACAAGACAAGAGGAUCAAGAAAGAAGACUCUCAAUCUGUAAUCAUCAGAACAGGUUCAGAAUCAGCUGUUUCAAAGGUUACUGACCUCUCAAGAUUUGACAUACCAAUCUUCACAGAGGAGUUUCUGGACCAGAACAAAGCUCGAGAAGCGGAGCUGCGAAGGCUUCGAAAGGCCAACAUUGAGUUUGAGGAGCAGAAUGCAGUGCUUCAGCGACACAUUAAGGACAUGUACAAUGCUAAAGAGCGCCUGGAAGCUGAACUCGGGCUGGAUGAAAAACGGACUCAGGCCCUUCAUCAACACUUGUUGACCAUUAAACACACAUUGGUCAACAGUCUGUCUUCAAUCCCCCUGCCAGGUACAGGUGAGACAGCUUCUCUCGGGAACUUGGACACAUACCUGAGUCGUCUCAAUGGAGCACUGGAGGGAAACCCUCAUAAGCAUCGUGCCCUGCUCGGCCAGCUUUGUGAAGUCCUCUCUCAUCUGGACAGUGAGAAGUUAUGAGGAGGCUUCAGCUGGAGAACCUUUCAUUCCUGCAUCAGAAGGGCACAUGGCAUGCUGGGUUGUAUUACGCCAAAAUGUUGCCUUUAGAUUCUCUGGAUAUCUCAAGGAAAGUAAAGGCAAGGGAAGACAUUCAUAACACGACACAGUCUAUAUCUACAUGCCUCUUUUAAUGAAUAGGUGUAUUCAGGGGAAUGUGUGCAUUCAUGCUCAUGAGUUUUUGUCAAUGUAAAUCUUUGUGGGGGUGUUAAGGGUUGUUAGAGUACAGGUAUUUCUAUCUUCUGAACUGCCUUAAUUAAGUAACUUUGGAUUGAUAACUCUAUUAUGUUUUAUGAGGUGUUAGUCUACAGGCUGGUUACCAGUCCAACAAGACAAACCUAAUUGUUUUACAAUAAAUGCCAGUUGGCAUGUGAGGGUGGGUUAUGUGUAAGCUGUGUUAUGAAAAUAAACAAAAAAGGAAACGGUGAAAAUAAAAUGUUAGGAAUAAAUGUUACAUGAAAAAGCAGCUUCAAAUGGUAUCAGAAUAGAAAAUAUUGGUCAACUAUGUUUGCAAUUCUUGAAAUGUUCAUUAAACCUGACUGAAAUGAAUCCAA